AGUUACUUCAUAGAUAUGCUUGUAAUGUUUAUAGAGUGUGGAAAGAGAUAUUGCUUCCUGAUAUUCUUCCUAAUUUCAAAAUUAGACACGAUCUCUUAGUACACAUAACUCUUUUAUAGAAUUAUUAUUUUUAUCCCUUUUUCUGUCUAUUUUAGUCUUACCGGAAACAUAGAUGAAAGUAGAAGAAUUCAUGAACGUACACUCAUGAAGUACCAUCACGCGAUGGUAUGCUGGAUAAACUCAGCAUAAACCCAGCUGAGCGUAUAAAGCAGUUGAUAAUUACUGCGUAUACUUCUAUGAACGCGCGGAGAAUACGAAAUAGUAGCGAGAAAUGAUCAAUGACAUCUACGAAAUAUUUCAUUAUUAUUUUUCCGAAUACUCCGAUCGAUAAAUCGCAGGAAUGCAGUUUGAAGCAAGGAUUUCCUGUGCGUUAUGCAGCCGCAGUUGCAGCCGCAAAGAAUUUCUCUGCACGGCUGCAGAUCAUUCUGGCGGAAAGAGAGAAGGGCGACGAUCACUUUUCAGUUAAUAUGAGCUCAAGGAGAGAUUGUAUUUUAUUCGUUUCGCUACAAUCGACCGUGCCGGUCUCGUCGUGCAAACAAUUACAUAAACUUGACAAACUUCGCAAAAACUUUCUCACUUCUGUUAUGUGCUGGCAACAGUUCCCGACCACAUCUAUUAUUUCAAUAUUAGAAGGUAUCCCGGUAUUAAAACACUAUGAUGGUCACGUGGAAUAUGAAUUAGAAUUGCUUAGGUAAUCCCCAUACUGCGCAAUCUCAUCGUACCUUCUAAUGACGCUUGACCGCAAGGUUAAUAACUGGAGAACACGUAAAUCUAUCUUCGUUUCCCUAAGAUCGGCCUAACUGUACGUGGAACAGUAAUCAAGAGAGAAAAGAGAGAAGGGGCUUCAAGAAACUCUUGUUUUAUUCAUGAAUUUAAAAUCUUGGACUACAUGAGCCUAACUUUUAUUAACUUCAAAUAAUUCUAGGAAUGUUCGACCAAAGUGCCGCCUCUUUGAAAUUUGUUAGCUCAAUUUUUGGCCAUCCCCGCUUGCAAAUCUGCAACCUGAUCUUCGCUUGAAGGGUAGGCUUACGAACGAACAUCUGCUCGAGGCUAACAGUAUAUACAUAACCGUAUUGAGAUUAUGCAAGGCUAACCGAUAGUCGGUGGAAAUGGCAGAUGCUUUACGCCAGUAAACGUAAUAUUAGUGGACGUUACGGCGAUCGAUGGUGCACGGCGAGACCUAACGGUGGAACCACCAUAACGCCCCGUAAUGAUGAUUCGAUUUUCUUUGGCAUCCUUGGAACUUGAUGCCAUUUGGAGCACCGGUGCGCCAUGGUAUUCGAUAAUUGACGAUGCAUCCUGAAUGAAGACGAUGUCUCAUUGAAUGAUAAAAUUUUACAUGCAGGGCGCUUUUUGUUUAAGUACAUAUCUUCCAAGCUAUGGGUUCUUCAAUUUUUAAGUUAAUAUUUCUUUAAAAAUUACGGACAAGAUCACAACUUAUUGUAUAA
Molecule: messenger RNA, 1508 nt
Organism: Pogonomyrmex barbatus (red harvester ant)
Lineage: Eukaryota; Metazoa; Arthropoda; Insecta; Hymenoptera; Formicidae
Source: RefSeq, a predicted model, not a curated record